Messenger RNA from Bombus huntii, 1839 nucleotides. RefSeq lists its product as uncharacterized. The record is from RefSeq and is a predicted model, not a curated record. The transcript is spliced from 3 exons. Bases 1091 to 1684 code for a protein of 197 amino acids. Gene Ontology annotation, molecular function: chitin binding. NCBI's taxonomy places the organism in Eukaryota, Metazoa, Arthropoda, Insecta, Hymenoptera, Apidae. Gene Ontology annotation, cellular component: extracellular region.
UCUAAAUAAGUUAUAAAAAAAAUCUAUAAUUUCAUCUACGGCUUAACAAGGUAGAUAAAGAGUCGAUAAAGAUAUUGCUCUUUACGACAAUUAUAUUUCUAGAUAAUGUAUAAGAACAAGUCUAUAAUCUUUUCAACGAUAACGUAAUAAGACCAGAUAGGUACUGCGAUGUGACAAAUAUUGCGUAGAUUGUCCUUGUUUACACGAAAAAACAUGCAUAGACGAAUAUACCAGGAUGAAUCAGGAUAUCUCGUGUCUGUCAUGGUCAAUGACCAGAAACGGACAGAGUUUCGUAACCGGUGGGACCCCCGUGGAAACUUAAGUAUUCACGUACCGAAGAAUCGUUGGUCUCGGUGUGACCUUUAACGAAAGACGAGGCCCGGUUCCACUUGCCCUCGGUUUUUGACGUCUAGAACCUCUUUUCGAAGCUCUGAUUGGACCGCGGCCAACGAGACCACCGUGUCGCAUCGAAAUCAUCGAAAUUCGUGAGAAGAGACGCUGAAAUAUCCUUCCGCCGUUCAUUUAUAGAAUUUCUUCGCGGACAGGCUACGUCCAACUUUUUCUUAAUCAGCUAACGAAAUUCGAUCUCACUUAGCGGGGGCUAUUUUCACAUUCCACCGCAUUUGCAUCCGUCCUUCGAGUGGGUACGUCUUCGGGAUAUUCAUAGAGAAUUCUCCGCACCCGGUUUCUCUUCGCAAGAAUAUCCUUCCCUCGACGGGAAAAGCUUCUCCCUCUCGUCUUCAAAGGGCAUAUCAAUGACCGACUCGCACUCCACUCGCAAGAAGAACGAUCUCGCUUGCUCCUCCACAGGAAUAUCAUUCUGAAUUUUACUGUGGCCGCAAGGUUCGAUGAUUCGUCGUGGUUGCACGGGUAUCGUAUCACUCGGCACAUCAACGGCGAAAUUUGCAUCGGGCCUUCGAGGAUGAUGUGGACGUCUGGAUGGUCAUUGGCAGACCAAACGUGAUAAACUUACUAAUUUCUGCCUACCGAGAAUCGGCCAUUCAUACAAUAUUCAAGAUCCUUACACUCAAGUCACUAUAUAACACCCUUCUACGGAUCGGAUCACCAGUCUUCUCAGGAUUCUCGAUACAUGCAAGACAAAGCCCGAUACGACUUCCAUCCAGUAGUCCAGAAGAAAGCGAGAAACGUUUCAUUCAUCAUGAUCCGACCAACCUGUUUAAUCGUAUCGCUUGCUGUCAUCUUCGCCAUUGUUUCGGGUUUGCCGCAGCAACCCAAAUCUAGGAGACCCGUUCCAGAGUUUAAGAACAAGACCGGCGGCUUGGAACUUCCGGACAAUGCGACGCUGAUUCGUGACAAUAUCGUGGACAACUUCUCCUGUCAAGACAGAAUUUAUGGAUAUUACGCCGAUAUGGAUAACGAUUGUCAAGUUUUCCACGUUUGCAUGCCGCAGGCUAGGGGAUCGAUCAGAUGGAGCUUCAUCUGCCCCGCGGAGACCGUGUUUAAUCAGGCAACGUUCGUUUGCACGAAAACGGAAAAUUCGAUACCCUGCGAGGAGUCUGAGAAGUUUUACAAUUUGAACGAGGCGAUUGGCAAGGAAGUGGAGGAAGAGGAAAGCGACAUGGAGCACGCCACGAAAGAAUCGGACGUGGAAGCGAUUUCGAACAGACCGGAGACCAGGACGUCGAGAAUCUUGAACCGGAAGAAGCCGUCGCGAAAACAGUGAUUUCUUGAGACAACGUUCGCGAAGAAUGGGCUGUGUGUAUCGUAGAAGAGACGAAAUUCGUGAACUGUCAUUAACGCAAGAUCAACCAACUACGUUUGCUUGUCUGAAAUACGAAUGAAACACAAUUUUAUUUAGUAUUUAAGUAUAUGUGUAUU